AUGAACAAUCGUCGAAAUGACGUCCCGGACUAUGGAACCGGAAUCCUCCCGGCGUUACCUCCCGACGUCAACGUUGUGCUUCCAGACCGUGAUCCUAGAAGCAAUGCCGCAACUGCCGCCUCAGCAGCUGGUGUUCGUGCCUUGAGCACUCAACUCAUCGCUUUCUACUUUCGUGCUCCUGCCAAGGCUUUCUUUAGAACGCGUGUGGAUUAUCUGGCUUAUGCGAGGACUAUUCAUCAGGCGCAGACGGAGCUUAUGAUGAAAGCUGCUGCGAAUGACCCUUCUGCUUCUCGACUCAAUGUGUUUAUGCGACAGAGUUGGCUAUUGCUGAGAAGCACGACACCUGGAGUUUUGACGUCGGCUAUUAGACAACAAGGAUGGGGUAUUAUACCGAAUCAGAUUUUACCGCCUCUUAUUGCGAAUGUUGGUGUUGGAGCGGUUCUGUACACGAGUUAUCUCCAAAUUCUAGGACGACUCCAUGAAGAGAGUGGACAAGCGCGGAAGAGGGUGUAUCCACCACCUCAUCCGAUGCAUACCUUCACAGCUGGAUUGCUUGCAGGCGCACUUCAGAGUGUUGUGGCUGCACCCUUAGACGCUAUCCAAGCACGGUAUGAUCAUCGGGAUUUGAUGCCAAACGAUGGCAGCGGGAAACCCCGGAGUAUGUGGGCUUUUAGCGCAGAGAAGCUUCGCGAAAUUGGACUCAGGGGUAUUUUUGCAGGAUGGGGUCUAUCACUCGCCAAAGACAGUCUUGGAAGCGCUAUCUUCUUCAGCACAUUCGAGUACGUCAAGGCUCAAGGCUACUAUCGUUUCGUUACAUGGUACUACGGCGGGCUGGCUGAGGAUAUUGUCGAUGUGCUCGCCAUGAAGCGUCCUACACAUGAACACCAACAAGAAGACGGCAUGAGGCUCAUUCGACCUCAUUAUGCCCUUGAGCCCAUGUUUCUUCUUCUCGGCGGUAUCAGUGCUUCAUUUACUCAGCAGAUCUUACUACAUCCUUUGACGCACUUUCAAGUCAAACACUGGGAUCAUCUUGAAGACCUCGACGAAAAAGCCGCCAAACUUCGUGCUUCCCGAGUCGCAAACCCCGAAAAGCCGCGUCGACGAUGGAGGAUGCUACGAGCCUACUACCACGCAUACCAAGAAUCGCUCGCUGUGUGUCGAGGGGAGGCAGCAGCUGAAGGACUGACCUUGACGAAAUGGUUAUAUCGAGGAUUCUGGUGGAAUGCGAUACGGCAAGUUCCUAGCACGAGUGCGGGGCUGAUCAUCUUUGAGUUGAUACGGCGCAAGUAUGGACUUGGACAGGAAGAAGUGAGAAUUACAAAGGAUGGAUACGACAUAUUGCUUCACUAG
Molecule: messenger RNA, 1350 nt
Organism: Fusarium subglutinans
Lineage: Eukaryota; Fungi; Ascomycota; Sordariomycetes; Hypocreales; Nectriaceae
Product: mitochondrial carrier
Exons: 1
Coding region: 1-1350 (449 amino acids)
Biological process (GO): mitochondrial L-ornithine transmembrane transport
Molecular function (GO): L-ornithine transmembrane transporter activity
Source: RefSeq, a predicted model, not a curated record